CUCCUGCUAGGCAUGCAGGCAGCUCUCCACCCUUUGCCCCACGGAGAGCCAGAGCCUGGAGGCAGCUCGGCUGGUGGGCACCGGGGCUAGGUAAAAUGCCUCCCUCAGCAGGGUCCCCCUUGCUCUGGGCCUGGCUGCUGCAUGCUCUGUAUUGCUCUGGACCGGCUAGGAGCAGCCCCGGCCCCUCUUCCCCGGCAGGACGCUGCAGCCCCAGUGAAUACCUGAGCACCCAGACUCAGCGCUGCAGCCCCUGUGGGAAGCACGAGGUGAAAAGCCCUGAAGGCCUGAGGUGCAUCUGUGCCGCCGGGCUGACCGGGGCAGGCCAGGCCCACCCUGCGGGGGACUGCAAAGCUUGUAGUCCCCGGCAGCCUGCCUCGCUGUGGGAGUCUGCCUUCCUGGACAGCAGCUUUUUGGCUUGCAAUAGCUCCUGCAACCUCACAGCCUGCCAGCUCCUCACCAACACAGUUAUUCUGAACGCCUUCUCCUUGGAAACCAGGGCCUUCGACCUGUACACAAAGGCUAGAGGCCAAACCCUUCCCGAACUGUUUUACCGCAGACCCGAGACGUCUCCAGGAAGGGGAGUUCCCCAGUUCCUCUCCUGGAAGGGCUCGAAGAUCGGCCUUAAGGUUGUGAAGUACGAUGUCCGAGGAAACUUCCUAGGCUGGGAGGAUGUGAAGGGUGGCACGUUGCAGCUCUGCACAGACCGUCAGAGCGUGCUGGAUGCCGCCUUCUCCUUCGGCACGUCCUACCAUCAGUCCUGCAGGGUCCAGGUGUCUGACCUGCUGCGGCGUGUCCCUGAGCCCACGCUCUACGAGCUGUUCCUGGAGUUCCCGGAUGACCAGGGCAAUCCCUGGCUGUGCCCGGUGCCUAUCGCCAAUCCCCAGCUCCAGCUGAGCGACCACGCCGCCUUGAAUUCGCAGCCUCUGAGACGGUUCUUCCUUGUCGACGGGCUCUCGGGCAGAACAGGGAACCUGGCCAACCCGCCGGCAUCUGUUACACUGGCAGCGGAUCUGCUCCUCAGCAUUUACCUCCCAACCAGUAGCCCUGGAGACCAGCCUCCUUUCCUGUUGACAGUGAAGUACGCAAGGCAAGAGAGCACGGCAAUAACGCAGGUGUCCUUUGCCGUGGCCUACAACCAGAUCCCAGAGGCAUCCCAACAAGUCACCGUUAUAGCGCUUGCAGUCCUGGGGUCGCUGGCAGCCUUGUACGCCUUGCUGAAGACCAGCAGCUGGAUGCGGAGGUCUCGACUUCAGAACAUAGGCCUUGUGGUCAUUAUCAAGUUCUUUGCCUUCUUUGCUGGGUCUCUAGCCAAUGCCUUCUUCGGGGUCACCCUGGGAAUUGGGAUUUACUGGCUCAUUGUUUUCAAGGGCCAGCAGCUUUCGGCAGUGGGGGUCACCCUGCCCCCCGCCGGCAGUCAGCUGGAAACCAACUUCAUUAUCUACCUGUCCUGCGCUUUUGGGUUGAAGGCUCUGGACCUGCUCCACAUCCUGAUCACCCAGCUAACCAUCUCCAUCUUCCUGAUCGACUGGGAGAGGCCCAGGGAGAAGCCAGCGCUCCGAGCAGACCCAGGAGGCCGGCGGGUCGCUUCCUCUGUGAGCAUCUGGAGAACUUUCCUGGUCGCCAACGAGUGGAACGAAAUCCAAACGCAUCGGAAAUUGAAUCCGCUGCUUCAGCUGGGGGCGGUGCUGCUUCUCCUGGAGGUCGUGGGCUUGAAGCACUUGGCGUCGCGUGACCUGACCGUGAAUCUGCACCCUGGCCCUGACUCGUACGUGGUGGCGUGGAGCCCGAUCCUUCGGUUUGGGAUCUCUGCUUCCCUCUGGAUGGCCGUGGCAAUUGUGCAGAUGGCGUUUUUCGUCGGUGUCUACGAGCGGUUCGUGGAGGACAAGAUCCAUCAGUUCGUAGAUCUCUGCUCCCUGAGCAACGUGUCCGUCUUCAUCCUGACGCACAGAUGCUAUGGGUUUUACAUCCACGGGCGAAGCGUGCACGGCCAGGCUGAUGUGGGCAUGGAUGCCAUGUAUGCCUGCCUCCGCAGGGAGGAGGAGGAUCUGUGCCCUCUGAGAGGCCUGGAGCCCAACUCCGAAAUCCAGACCUUCGAGGUGCUCCUCACCGACAGAGUCCGACAGCUGUAUGACAAGAUAACGCAGCCUUUCGCGGAGGUCCCCGGAGGCAAGAGGUGCAGAUCCGAUGUGCACGAGCAAAGACUCAAGAGCUAUUACACCCUGAACCGAUUCCUCAGCUCCUUCCUCGAACACGCUUACAGAGACAUGGACUAUGUGGUGAAGGACAAGUUCUUCCUGGAGCGGGUCCUGGACAUGGAGUUUCAGGAGCUAGGAGACAUGUCCGUCCUCUACAAUGAUGACCAUGCCUUGUUCAGCAGGACUCUCUUCUACAAUAACGAGCUGGCCUUGCUGCUCUUUGAUGCCCUGCUCUUCUCGGUCGUCGAUCUGGGGGCGCAGGACUUUGUGCUGGCAGCAAUCAGCACCUUCCUUGUGCAGAAGGUGGUGGAGAUGGUGCGAAAUGCACUGGGGAGAAGAAAUCUGGCUGCAAAGACACUGGUGGAGAAGCGAUUCCUGAUCUAGACACGAACGCGACUAUUCCAGAGCAGGAAUGGCGCGUCUCUACUUGGGGCUAGUGUGAAGAGCGAGAAAACCUCUCUGGUCCUUUCGAUGUCCUUGGCCUAAGAGAGAAGCGGGGAGAAGUUGCUCCAACUUUCUCUCCUAGUUACUCUAGGCAAAGAUCCAUGCUCCCAUCCAGCCUGGGUGACCAAGCCAGCGAUCGUGCUGCCUCCCUACUACUCCUGGUUUCCCACGUGUGUCUGAUUUCCAACCCAAGGAUUCCUGUCUGCUGAGCAAACCCUGCAAGAGUCUUGGUGCUCGUGUCUUUUUAACAGAGAGACUAAGGGCCAAUGAGCCUGGCUCUGUGAAGCAGCCUCCUUUGCUUUCCUGUUUCCCAUCAAGAAGCAUCUGUGGGGGGGUAGGGGUACACGAAUCCCCUGGGCUCUCUCACCCGGGUGUCAGAGCUGCACAUCUCAUGGAUGGCUUUUGCACCAGUGGGGUUUGCAAGGGCAAAUCCAGCAAUGGGGCUCAAGCAGGGAUCACCUUCUGCAGCAUGGGCACCUGCUUUCCUCCUCAUUCAGACCCCAGCUGUCCCCUUUUCUUCCCUGUGGCUCAGGCAUCCUUGAGUUUCUGGACUACAGAGGUCAGCCCCACUACCUGCAGGGAGCCAGGGCUAAGUCCCAGGCCAGCUCUUUUCAUCUCUGGAGAUGCAAAGGGCCAGGCAGAAUUAGCCAGGCAGGAUGGGACCAGCCCCUGGGUUUGAUUCUGCUUUGCACAGUCAGCAUCUCUAGCCUCUCCCCAGAGCUCCUGCAUGGAUUGCAGCCCUCCAAACACAAGGCCAGAUGCCAAUGUUUCAGCUUCAGGCCUGACCUGGCAAUCCUGGGGGACUUUGGUAUCUGCCCCAAUUUGAAGGAACGUAGCCUUUCAUCGAGCCUUAGCAAGACCCAACGGGGCAGAGUUCCCCGGCUCCUGAGUGUUGGGCUCUCCAGUCCCCCCAACCUUGAAAGUCUUGCUCCUUUUUACUGCUCGGGGUGUUUAUGCCAGAAAAUGCGGUGGAGGUGACAGAGCUUCGUUUGCACUGAUUCCUGGGGAUUUACGCACAUGCUUAAACUUAAGUGGGGGUUUAAGUGUUGGCUGGAAGAGGGACACUUUCCUGAACGGGGGCCAAACUGUCUGAGGAGAGCAGCCCAUCCCAACACAGCUUGGGCUGUGCUGCAAAGAUGUCUAUUUAUGGGAUGAAUUUUUUUUUUUAAACCCUGGAAAAGUGGCCAAGAGCUGCAAUCGGCAACGGUUUCCCCAGGCUGCAAUAAAUAGCUCCUUCCUCUCUG
Messenger RNA from Alligator mississippiensis (American alligator), 3883 nucleotides. Its product is annotated as meckelin. Bases 96 to 2579 code for a protein of 827 amino acids. The record is from RefSeq and is a predicted model, not a curated record. Gene Ontology annotation, biological process: cilium assembly. The transcript is spliced from 24 exons. NCBI's taxonomy places the organism in Eukaryota, Metazoa, Chordata, Crocodylia, Alligatoridae. Gene Ontology annotation, cellular component: MKS complex; ciliary transition zone.